Messenger RNA from Mucor velutinosus, 456 nucleotides. RefSeq lists its product as uncharacterized. The record is from RefSeq and is a predicted model, not a curated record. The transcript has 2 exons. Lineage: Eukaryota; Fungi; Mucoromycota; Mucoromycetes; Mucorales; Mucoraceae. Bases 1 to 456 code for a protein of 151 amino acids.
AUGAUUUUUGUAAGACAAGAAAAUGAGAAUGAUUAUGACCGAGUUGGAGAAAUAAUUGCAGCCGCAUUCAGGCAACAAGAUGAAACAAAAUUGGUCAAUAAACUUCGCGAAAACAAGAGCGCAUGGAUCACGGAGCUUUCCCUCGUUGCUACAAGAAAUGAGGCUGAUGUCGCCAUAGGCUAUAUCCUGUUCACUACAAGCAGAAUUGGUGAUCACUCAAGCCUAGUGUUGGCUCCACUUGCUGUUGAUCCAAUGCAUCAAGCAUCUGGCGUUGUCAAUGUACUUGGCCACAAGGACUACUAUACAGCAUUUGGAUUUGAACCUGCUUGGAAAUACAAUAUCACUAGUCCUUUUGAUUUGACUGAUCCUGAUGUGCUUCAAAUCAAGGCAUUGUCAAAGAAUGGCCUUGAGGGCGUAUCUGGUAAAAUCGUAUAUGCUAGAGGGUUUGUAGAAUAG